Molecule: messenger RNA, 606 nt
Organism: Phragmites australis (common reed)
Lineage: Eukaryota; Viridiplantae; Streptophyta; Magnoliopsida; Poales; Poaceae
Exons: 2
Coding region: 1-606 (201 amino acids)
Biological process (GO): fatty acid metabolic process
Molecular function (GO): NAD+ binding
Source: RefSeq, a predicted model, not a curated record
AUGGACGGAGCUACCCCUGCUCCGAGCGAGAUCAUGGCGAUGGGCGUUAUCGACAAGGGGCAGAUGGGCUCGGGCAUCGCCCAGCUCAAAGCCGGUGCUGGAUGUGGCAUCCUCCUCCUUGACUCCGACACCGGCUCCCUCUCCCGUGCCGUCGCCUCCAUCUUUUCCUCGCUCCACCGUCUCGUCGCCAAGGCCAACUAUCCCAGCUCACCCUCCCCAAAUCAACCUUCAAGGUGGUGCUUUGCCUUGGCAAACUUUGGUUGGUCGCAAGCCAUGUGCGAAGACUCAAUCAAGCAGAUGAGGUGCGUCUCCAGCAUGCAAGAUCUCAGGGAUGCGGAUCUUGCGGUCGAGGCCAUUGUUGAGUCCGAAGAUGUGAAGAAUAAGCUGUUCGUGGAGCUGGAUAAGAUCACGAAGCCCUCCACUAUACUUGCAUCCAACACUAGCUCCAUCUCUAUAACCUGCCUGGCUUCAGCUACCAAACGCCCUUCUCAGCUCAUCAGUGCCAAAAGGACCAUGGAUAUCGGCGUCUACACCGGCUACUCCAUCCUGGCCACCGCGCUCGCCAUCCCCAAGGACGGCACGGUUAGAAGUGCGACCCGUUCUUAG